Paramecium sonneborni is the source of this 3038-nucleotide messenger RNA. NCBI's taxonomy places the organism in Eukaryota, Ciliophora, Oligohymenophorea, Peniculida, Parameciidae. The record is from the annotation of a GenBank genome assembly.
AUGAAUUAAUAGUUGGGAUCUUAUGUUAAAUUUUUUCAUAUAAUCAGAGAAUUAGGUGAUAGCAAUUAAAUAGAUGCGAAAUAGAAACAGAUACUUAAAAUAAAUUUCACUACAAAAGAAAAAAAACUUAUGAAUAUUCUAAAUGAUUUAAGUAACAAUCAACAAAAAUAAUUAGAUGAUGAAGAUGAAGAAGAAAUUAAAUAUAGUUUAUUAAACUAUCUUAAUGAAUUACCAAAAGAGAAAUAAGAAAUUCAGAGAUAAAUGAAAAGAACUAGGUCUAGCAUUACUGAUGUCGAUCUUAUUAAAGGAAUUCAUUAUGAUGAACUAAAAUAUACAGACACAGUUGCAGAAAUGGAAAAAGCAUUCAAAUUAAUUUCACACUUUCAUUCUAAAUUAAAAGAUGGAUAAACUAUUGAUCCUAAAAUUAAUGAGACUUAUGAUAAUAUUCGUAGUCUUUUUAAUUAAACUUCACCAUUAAAUAUAUCUUCUCCAAUCCUUUUGAUUAGAGGAUAAUCAUUAAAUACGGAUAUUAAUUAUCAAAUCGAAAGCGAACUUAGUGAAGCAUAUAAAUAGGUUAAAUUUUAAUUUGCAAAAUACAUGAAAAGUCAUUUAUUACUUAUGGAUGAAACUGUCUCUUAUAAUACAAUAUUUAGUUUACUUAAAGAAUUAAGCAAGAAUCUUUUAAAUUGUGAUAAUUUUAGUUUCUUUAUGUUCAACUCUAAUAAUGAAAUUGAACUUUAUUAAUCCAAAACAGAUAGUAUUGAAUAAAUUCCUAUUGAUAAAUCUAUUAAUGAUGAAUUAGAAACUUUACCUGAAAACAAAAUUUUCAGAUUCUCCUAAAAUUCAUCUAUUUGUUCCAAAUUAAUUUAAAUAAAUCAUCUUACAUCUUAUGGUUUAUAUGCAAAUAAUGUUGUCUUCAUUUAUCAUUCAAAAUAAAAUAAACAACUUGAAAAUUAAGAUAUUUUAAAGUAUCCUACUUUUAUUAAAUAGAAUUGCUAAUGAAUACUAAUUAAUAGAUGAAAUCAAGAAUCUAUCCAAAUUUCUAUUAUAAACUAUUCAAAAUGCUAAAGUCUAAUUUUUUAGUCCAUUGUCUAUUGCUGAUAUGAUCCUUGAUCUUGGAAUUUCAUUCGUUAGAGCUUCUAAAUUUGUACUCAUUGAAAAAAUGUAUAAUAUUCUCACUUAAACAUAUAAAAUUGAUAAGUAUUCUUGAUUUAAUGAUAGAUUAUAAACAGACUAAUAAGAAAUAUAAGUUUGGGAUAAUGAAAGUGUAUACAUAGUUUUUAAAGAUUAAACUGUUACAGUAUGUUUUAGAAUUUAUUAAAUGAAUCUAAUUCGAUAAUGUGAUCAAAGAUUAUAUUCAGAAAUCAAACAUUUCUAUGAAAAAUAUCUUAGAUUCAUUCGUGAAUGUUUUGAUAAAAGUGCCUUCUAUAAAUUCUUUCUUAGAUCAAAUGAUUCACUUAUUUUCGAAUUUGAUAAAAGUGGUCAUUUAUUAUUCCUUUCAAGACCUAUACCAUAAUAAAUUAAAACUAAUUUCAAUAUCUAAUUUAAUUCGCUUAUGAUUCAUUCUAAUCUAUUAUCAUAUAAUAAGAUAUUUGAUCAAAGUGUUGUAUCUAAUAUUGAAAAUUAUCUCUAAGAUCAUAAAUGGAAAAUGAUGAAAGACAAUGAUAAACAAUAUGAGAUAUUUCUUAAAAUUGAAGAAAAAACCUAUAAAGGAUUUGCAGUAAUCUUUACAGAAAGUAUUAAAGGAUGGGUUAAAGAACAAUUCAAAUAAUUAGAAUCAGAUAAAAAAAUAGAUUCAAAAAUUAAAGCUAAAAUUAGAAAAUAAUUAAUUCAACAUGAAACAAUCAAUUUUGUAAAUAAAUUAGAAGAAAAUAAUCCAGAAGUAAAAGAUUCAGUUGCUUCUUUAUAUAUGCCAUUAUAAUAAUUGAUUCUUAAAAGAUCUAAAUCAAUUAGGGAUAUUCAAAAUGCUUAAAUUGUACCCAGAAAUAGAAAAACAGAAAUGCCAUAGAAAUCAAAAUUUUAAUCAAUUUAAGAAUUAGAUUUAAAUGAAUUUUCUUUAAAUAAUUAAGAUGAUUUGAUUGAUACCUUUGAUUUCAAUAUAAUGGACUUAACAUCUUAAAUAUAAAAACAUAGAGUAGUUUGGGCUAUAUUAAAAAAGAAUGGUCAUUUAGAUGAUUAUCAAAUUCCAUAUGAGAAUUUGUAAAGUUUUAUAAAAGAAAUGGAAUAUAAUUAUAAUAUAAACAAUAAUCCAUAUCAUAAUUAUGAUCAUGGAAUUACAGUAAUGUAAACUGCUCAUUAUUUUUGUAUGGAACUUUCCUAAACAUCAUAAACUAAUAUUAUAGAUAAUUUUAAUAGAUUUAUAUUAAUGAUAAGUAGUUUUGGACAUGAUGUAGGACACACUGGCAAAACAAAUGUUUUUGAAAUAAAUAGUUUAAGUGAUUUAGCAAUAAGAUAUCAUGAUAAAAGUGUACUUGAAUAACAUCAUGCUGCGUUAACAAUUUAAGUACUUAAAAAUACUUAAAGUAAUAUACUUGUUAAUCUCAAUUAAUAAUAAUUUAGAAAUUUUAGAAAAGGUCUUAUAUCAAAUAUAUUAAGUACUGAUAUGUCUGAACAUUUUACAUUAUUAAAGGAUUUUGAAAAUCGACCUAAAGAUUUUAAUGAUUGUAAAAUUUUAAGUGGUUAUAUUAUGCAUGCAAGUGAUUUUGGAGGAGCAGGUAAAAAAACUAAUUUAUCUAUUUUAUGGUCAGCAAGAGUUAAUCAAGAAUUUAGCAUUCAAUAUAAACUUGAAGGAGAAUUAGGAUACCCUUAAUAAACUUACAUGAAAGAUUUACAUAUUGUAAUUUAUCUUAUAUAUAUACAUAUAGCCACAUAUUAUGGCCAAAUCAGAAAUAGGUUUUCUCAAAGUCAUUGUUAGACCUUGUUAUGCACUAUUAAGUGAAUUUAUGGAAGAUAAACUCAAACAUUGCAUUAGUAAUAUUGAUGAUACCAUUUAAUAUUGGGAAAAAAUUGUCAAAAAAGGCGAAGAAUAAUCAUUAUGA